ACUGUUAGAAAAUAAAGAAAAAAGAAUUGCGGUGAACAGUGGGCAAGAUCAACCAUCACGAGCUGCAGAAGGUUUGUUUUGGUGGCGAGCGAAAGUAUCGAACGUCAAUGCUGAUCAGCGCGCGACCGACCAGGUUUACAUUUCUGAGGAGUCUAUGUGCCUAUCAGUCUCGCUAAAGGGAGUAUGUAUCUCCAGUACCCUACUGAGAAAACGCCUGUUAACAUAUCUUGUCACCAUGGAUGAACGGAAGGUAACGAGAGCAUUUCAAGCGGAAUUCCAGAACUUCGACAGAAAGGUGAUUUUGGAUCGACUUCUUUGACUUGGAUGUGGAUUUCUGUUUUUGGUGCCGUCGCGCUGUUUGGUGUCGGACAAGUAUCAAGUCAUUUCUUUGCGCGGGAACAAUUUAUGGAUAGCCGGUACUAGACAACACGGUCAGUGUCGCUGGUGUUGGAAGUAAGUGAGUCAUGCUACAGGGGGGGAAAAAACUACGGAAUUGACACGGAUACACAUCUGAGAGGGGUACAUUUCUAGUGCAGGAACGGGCAGGUGCGCAUUGGAAUCGGCGACUGCGCGAAGAGACUGGGGUUGUGGACAAGAACGGUAGCCUACCCGUCUGAGGAGAGCGCGUGUCAUGCGGACUCGGAUGUCGCGCGCUAGAAGGCAUUAAAACCUGUAGACAGGAGGUGAAAGAUUCGCGGAUAUGGGUUCUGGCAUGCGGCGUCGCUGGCUGAUGGUGCCACUGCUCAUGCAGGUGUGGCUGGCAGCAACCCCGUCCUUCAGCGAGCGACCGUGCCCCAAGAGCUGCCGCUGCGAUGGGAAAAUUGUCUACUGUGAGUCCAGCGCCUUCCGCGAUGUCCCCAAGAACCUGUCCGGGGGCUGCCAGGGACUCUCCCUCCGCUACAACAGCCUGGCCAGCCUGCGAGCCGGCCAGUUCGUAGGCCUCAACCAGCUCAUCUGGCUCUACCUGGACCACAACUACAUAGCCUCCGUCGACGGCCUCGCCUUCCAGGGCGUACGUAGACUCAAGGAGCUGAUCUUGAGCUCCAACAAGAUCACGUCACUCCACAACACCACCUUCCACCCGGUCCCCAACCUCAGGAAUCUGGACCUGUCCUACAACAAGCUCCUGGCCUUGAAGACGGGCCAGUUCCAGGGCCUACGCAAGCUGCUAAGCCUGCACAUGCGCUCCAACUCCCUAAAGAGCAUACCGGUUCGUCUCUUCCAGGACUGCAGGAACCUGGAGUUCCUGGAUCUGGGCUACAACCGUCUCCGCAGUAUCACCCGCAACGCCUUCUCAGGUCUGCUCAAGCUCACCGAGCUGCACCUGGAGCACAACCAGUUCUCCAAGAUCAACUUCUCGCACUUCCCGCGCCUCUACAACCUGAGGGCUCUCUACCUGCAGUGGAACCGGAUCCGCUCCAUGAGUCAGGGCCUGACCUGGACCUGGACCUCCCUGCAGAAGCUGGACCUCUCCGGGAACGACCUCCAGGAGGUGGAUGCCGGGGUCUACCAGUGUCUGCCCAACCUCCAGACCCUCAACCUGGACUCCAACAAGCUGACCAACGUCUCUCAGGAGGCCGUGUCUACCUGGGUCUCCCUGACCUCCAUCAGCCUGGCGGGGAACGUGUGGGACUUGACACCGCGGUGGAGACGGCGCUCCGCUGCCUGCUGCUACGCUGCCAGCUACCAGGACAUGGAGAACAGCCCGCUCUGUGUCCCACACCAGAUGGGGCAGCUGGCGUUCUACCGGUACGAGCAGCCCAUCGUGGACUACUGCCAGGCCCACCAGCCUCUGCGGCUCAACAUGGGGUACGAGGGCCCCCCGCGGGGGCUGGAGGGCCUGGACGACCUGGGCCCCCCCCCGAGACAGGCCCCCAUCCAGACUGUGGCUCUGCCCGCCGUCCCCUCCGUGCCCACCGGGGGCGCCCCUCCGCCCGGGCCCCGCUCCCCGCCGCCGGCCCUCAGACCCCCCCUCGCCGAGGGCUCCGGAGGAACGUUCUCCCCCCCGGAGAGAACCACCACCACUCUCACCUUCAGACGCUAGCGGGCAGACACGGAGGGGGGCGGGGGGCGCCGGAGGCAGAGGCGCCGGGUCCACCAAGAGUCCUGGUUGGAGGGCAGGGGGAGGUGAGGGGUUGCUGAUGGAGGGAUUAUUUUCCGGAGC
This is a messenger RNA of Osmerus eperlanus (European smelt), 2164 nucleotides long. Its product is annotated as leucine-rich repeat transmembrane neuronal protein 4. Gene Ontology annotation, cellular component: extracellular matrix. Gene Ontology annotation, molecular function: protein binding. The record is from RefSeq and is a predicted model, not a curated record. Lineage: Eukaryota; Metazoa; Chordata; Actinopteri; Osmeriformes; Osmeridae.